This is a messenger RNA of Carica papaya (papaya), 1628 nucleotides long. Its product is annotated as membrin-11-like. Gene Ontology annotation, biological process: vesicle-mediated transport; vesicle fusion. Gene Ontology annotation, molecular function: SNARE binding; SNAP receptor activity. NCBI's taxonomy places the organism in Eukaryota, Viridiplantae, Streptophyta, Magnoliopsida, Brassicales, Caricaceae. The record is from RefSeq and is a predicted model, not a curated record. Gene Ontology annotation, cellular component: endoplasmic reticulum membrane; Golgi apparatus; late endosome membrane.
CCCACCUCCUUCUCACCCUCCAUUCACAAACCCCCUGCCCUCUCCUCACUCUUUGCUGACCUUCACCCAUCAAACGACCAAAAUUUCCCCUUCACGGACCAGUGCUAUCCGUCGCCGUCCAGAUUCUUCUUUUGCCAAUCACCUUCUUCUCUCCCGCUCUCUGCCAUAUCCAUAAAACCCUCUUUAUUUUUUUUGUUUCCUCAACCCACAACAUCGUGCUUUCCUUUUCUUCUUUCCCAUCACCGAGUGACCGACACACUUGCACGCCCUAAUCUACGCGAAAUAUUUUUCGAUUAUUCGGGAGAAUCUCGGUCUAGCAUUCAGAAACGACGUCGGCCAUCUUCUCUCAGAUACGAAUAGAGGUGAUUUCGGAGAGGAGAGAGCUCUAAGGAUUCAUUCUUGGGAAGGAAAGACAAAUGGAAACUCUGGGGAGUUAGAGGGUUUGAGAGCAGAAGGCAGAGUGAACAGGAAAAGAGAGGGAAAUCGAGAGAGGGAGGAGGAGGAUUUCGGGGUCUUGAGGUUCCUGAGAGAGAGAAAUUAUAGAAGGAUUGAAGAGUGUUCUGCUGAGGAAGCGGCAGAGGAAAAAUAUUUUCCUUCCACAUGUUCGGCUAGCCUGAAGUCAUAGGGAAAAAGGGAUCUGCUGCGGUGAAAGAUCUGAUUCUAAAAAUUCUUCAAAUCUUCUUUCUUUCUGUCACAUUCUCGACCCACAGGAAGUGAUAAAGCAGGAAAUUACCGGCAAGACUCUCUUACUCUCUAUCUAAAAGCAGACGUGCUGAGUAUUAAAGAGUGUGGAGGCAAUUUACCAAUGGAAGGAGGAGGUGGAGGCGCGACAUUGUCUGAUAUAUAUGGCAGUUCUAAGCGGCUGCUCCUGCGAGCCAGAGACGGGAUUGAGCAUCUCGAGCGCCUUGACUACUCCACCACCAUGGAUUCCACUGACCUCUCCUCCGCUGUCAAGAAGGACAUCACCAAGCUCCGCUCCCUUUGCUCAGAAAUGGAUCACCUCUGGCGCUCCAUCUCUGCCCGACCCCAGCGUGAUCUCUGGAAAAGAAAAGUUGAACAAGUAGUGGAAGAGUGUGAAUCUUUGAACCAAAGUUUGGAGAGAUACAAUUUGAGAAGUCAGAGAAGAAUGAUGGAAGCCAAAGAAAGGACAGAAUUGCUUGGAAGAGCUAGAGGAGGCUCAGAGCAUGUAUUGACAGUGUUUGAUGAGGAAGCCCAAGCAAUGCAGUCAGUCCAGAACUCAAAGAGGAUGCUAGAAGAAUCUUUUGCAACUGGAACAGCUAUCCUUUCAAAAUAUUCAGAACAAAGGGAACGCCUGAAGAGGGCACAACGGAAAGCUCUGGAUGUUCUCAAUACAGUGGGGCUCUCAAACUCGGUGUUGAGGCUAAUUGAGAGGCGGAACCGAAUGGAUAGAUUGAUCAAAUAUUUGGGAAUGUUUUUGACAGUUGUAAUCUUGUUUUAUUUUAUAAGGUGGAGUAGUUGAUCUUCUCCAAGUUGUUAAUGUACAUGAACACUUUGUCCUUCUGUUACAAAGAGAUUCUAAUCUGCUCCUGUUUGGAGGCUGCUGUAGUUGUUGAUGCCAACAGAUACGUAUAAAACGCUUGCAUAAAGAGCUUUUACACCUUCUGAAA